UUUUUUUAUAUCCAGGAGCGCUAAAAUAAGAAACAGGUUUAAUUGAGGUAAAACCUAGAAAGUGAGUGUAAACCGGUGUGAUUGUUUGAAUAUGGUUUGUCAUGAUAUUGCAUAUGUGUAAUAAAAUAAAAAAGGGCAGGCCAUUGCAGAUGAUUAAAUAUUCAAAUAUAAGGAUUGGCUUUUAACUAUAAAAUAUCACAAAAAAAACGUGUCAUAUAAGUGUUGGUGUGAGUAUCGGUAUGGAUAUUGAAAGUAUCGCAUCGGGAGGGGAACGCGCGGUACCGCGUCUCCCUGGUGCACCGUGGUGUUGAGUCGCAAAGGCAGGCCGCCUCCGUGUCCAAUCGCUGCCCCCCAGUGGGCGGUCCUGAAGGCGCUGCUUCUCACGGCGUUCCCUCCUCAUCCGGGCUCCGCUCUCCUCCUCUCCUCUUCCCUCUGCUCCUCUCCUUCUGAUCAUCGCUUCCUUGUUACCGAACCCCGGGACGCACCGGAGCUGCACCGAUCUGGCGGUGUCAUUUGCACCCGGUUCCGCUGUGUGCACUAUCCGAGGAGCUCGAAAGGCAUGGGCACGGCGCUGUAAUGCCGCGCUGCUGUCUUGCCGUCUCCCAAGCCCAUCCAUCCUCAACAUCAGCAGCAGUGCAGUGCUAUGGAUCCGUAAGCUAAGCCGCGUCGCUCGCUCGCGCACACCGCCUCCGACAGCCUCCGAUCUCUCCGUGCGGCGUUCACCUCCUACCGCUAGAGCUUCACAAUAAACCAGAUCAGAGCCGCACAGGCGACGCGUCGACGGAACGAGCUGGAAUUAUGAAGCGUUGGUGCCAUGUCUAAAGCUACAGUGAAGAAGCUGCACUGGCGUUCAAAAGUUCAGGAGAGCUUUGUUCCUCUGGGUGGAGCUUCGGGGGAGUUGGGCGUGGCUAUCGGAGGUGGCGCCGACUAUGGCGAGUUCCCAUUCGUCACGGCAGCACCCGGAGGAGGCGCCACUGUCGGUGACAUUAUCCUGGAGAUUGGUGGCACCCCUGUCCUGGGCAUGACCCUGGGAGAUGUCAGAGGGGUUUUAAACUCUUGUCCUCAUCCCAUCCGCAUCAAAACUGUUUCACCAGGCUCCACUCUGUGUAAAGACCUGAGAUUAUAUUUAAGCAAGUGCUUCACACCUGGCUCCAUGGACAGCCAACUGCAGCAAGUCAUACGAGAGAACCUUUACCUGCGCGCCGUGCCCUGUACCACCAGGCAGCCACGGGACGGAGAGAUCUCCGGGGUGGACUACAACUUUGUCUCAAUCGAAGAGUUCUUUUCUCUGGAGGAGUCAGGAGCUCUGCUUGAAAGCGGCAAGUUCAAAGGGAACUACUAUGGUACUCCACGGCCGGUCCAUAUUGGGCCCGACAGCCCACCUAUCACCUACCAGGAGCAUCGCAACCUGCUGAGGAACUUCCGCACACGCAGCAAGUCGCUUAGUAACCUGGAGAAAGCUGUCGAAGAGGGGGACAACAGUGAGGAAGAUUCUGGUCUCUCAGCGGGUUCUGCAGGAGCGAGCAGUGCCCCUACUACUACCAUUGUUUCGCCUAAUCAGACGUGGGACUCAGGUGGACCUCGGGAUGGUGGUGUCCCGCAGGAGAACGGUGCCCGUGGCGGGGCGCUGCCUGAAAACUGGGAGAUGGCAUUCAGUGACUCAGGAGAACCUUACUACAUCAAUCAUAACUCAAAGACAACGAGCUGGCUGGACCCGCGGACUCACAACAAAGAGGUGGUCAGCAAGACGGAGUUACCUCCGUUUACAGACCAGCCAUCUGAACUGAAGGGCUAUUCCAUCCACACACGUCUCUCAAAAGGGCCACGAGGUUUUGGCUUUAACAUUGUAGGGGGCAGUAGACCCAGAGAAUUCCUGCAGGUGUACAGCGUCACACCUGGAGGCCCACCUGCCCUUAACACAGCGGACAUCCUGGUCUACAUUAACGACACAUGUGUGCUGGGUAUGUCCCACAAGGAGGUGGUGGAGAUGCUGAAGGCAGUUCCCAUGGGUCAUAGUGUGGAUGUGGUGCUGCGUAGGGGCUAUCCCAUGCUUUACAAUCCUGACGGCUGCCCCAAAACCAGCCUAUCUUCACCCUCGGACCCCAGCUCGGGGUCUGCCCAGGCGCCGCCUCACAAUGUGAACCGUUCCACCUCUCAUCACAACGGUUUCUACCCCCGGAUGCAAAAAGAGCCUUUAGACACCAAUGGUAAUGUCACAGCUCCGCCUUGCUACCACAUGCCCAAUGGAAACUCAGUAGACAGAACUGUAGGGAUUGCAGGCCUGCCCUCAAAUUUGCCAGCGGCAAGGACAGAGAGACUGAGCUCAAGCCACAGUGAUACAGAGGUCAGCACUGUCGUCACACGCAGAGCCUCACUCAUCCGCAGUUACAACAACAAUACCCUUCCUGCCCCAUCUGUGGCUCACCAGAACUCCAAGUCUUCCGGGAGUCAACUGUCCAGCGGGGCCCUUCCUCUACCGCAGCCUGAGGUAGGCAGUGUACCAGUGCCACCGGGUGCUCCCAGUGCUCAACGCCCACUCGUGCCCCCAACUGAGCUGCCACCCUGUGGCUUCAAUGGCUGCCCGGCCAGCAACCCCCCUCGGCCCGCCCCAGGCAACCUGGGAUCGCCUGGGGCUGGCACAGGAGGUGAGCUUGUGCCUGUGGCCCUGGGGAGAAGCGAGGGAGGGGGCAUGGGCUUCAGCGUGACAGCAGGCGGGCAGGGCGGGCAGUUGGCGCUGAUCAAGCGGGUGUGGGACCGGCGCCAGUGCCCGUCCCUGCAGCCGGGCGAUGCCAUCAUCAAGAUCAAUGGCGCUGAUGUGCAGAGCCUCAGCUUCGCACAGGUACAGAGAGUGCUACAGGAGCAUACGAGACAGGGUGAGGUGGUCUUACUGGUUUACAGAGGAGGAAACAUCCCAUCUCCUGUCACCCCAAGCACGUACACCAGUGUACCUCCACCCCAGGGCCCUCCAGAUUUAAUGUCUCCUUCCUCAGAUGGUCCCAUCACCAGCCAAAGCACCCUGUCCCCCCAGUCACCAUCCAAUGAGCUCCCUUCUUUGAUCCAGAGCACCAGCUUUCUGGACUCUGUGCCUGUUACUCUGACCAUGGAGCCCCGGAUGGGAGUCGAGGACGUUGCUGUGCAGGGUCCCCGUCUGCCCUCCUCAAAUGCUCUAGGAGCCGUGUCCAAAACGCAGCCUGAGGGGAGACUAGCAGUGCCUAGCAAGUCUUUAGAGGUGGAGUUGAGGAGAAGGCCUGGAGAGGGUUUUGGCUUUGUCAUCGCCACACAGGACAUGACGAAUGGAUCGUCAUCGCUGUUCUCUCACAGGUUUGUGACCGUGCGGAGGGGCAGUCCAGCAGCACGCAGUGGUCAGAUCCAGCAGGGUGAUCAUCUAGAGGGAGUGGAGGGCCGCUCUGUCCUCACACUGCCUCACAGAGACCUGGCACAGAUCCUGCGGCGAGCAGGAAACACACUUCGCCUCACCAUCAUCCCGCGCUCCAACAACAAUGCCUCCAACCUGACAGAGUACACAGACUUUGAUGCAGAUGGCAAGAUAAGAAAAGGGCAGCAACCUCGACAAAAGGACCCAAGGUAUUACAGUUUGGAUCUGGAGAGAGGGCCGACUGGUUUUGGCUUCAGUUUAAGAGGGGGCAGUGAAUAUAACAUGGGACUUUAUGUGUUGGGGUUGAUGGAGGGAGGCCCAGCAUCUCGUAGCCAAAAAAUACAGGUGAGUGAUCAGCUGGUGGAGAUUAACGGGGACAGCACAGCAGGCAUGACGCACAGCCAAGCGGUGGAACAGAUUCGCAAAGGAGGACAUCGCAUACACCUGGUCCUGAAGAGAGGAAAUGGAUACGUCCCAGACUACGGCCAUGAAGGUGGAGCAGCCUCCCCCUCCUUCCGCUCUGAGGAACCGGUUGUGAGUGGAGUGGCUUUCUCCUUGCCAAGGAGCAUUGAGAAAGCGGUGGACAGAGAGGCGGAGAGGCGAAAGGGGCGGAGAAAAGGAAGCAGCAGCCGAGGAGGAGCUGAGGAGGAGAGGAGAGGCACUCCUGAGAUUGAGCGGGCUUCGGGCGACUUGGUUAGCAUCAUAGCGAGCUCCCAGUCAGGGAGGAAGAGAGAGAGAGAGAAACUCAUCCAGAGUACAACCAAAAAUACUCAGAGAAGUACAGAGGGGGAAGAGGAGGCUGUGCAACGAAAAGAGAGGAGGGAGAGGGAGAAGGAGAAGAGGAGGAGUUCAGGAAGCAGGAGGAGCAAAGGGAGAACUGGAACUUAUGAAAGAAAAGAGAGAGAACAGGAAGAGGAGAGGGACCAGUCCAGUUCAAAAGGAAGGAGUGGGAGAGAUGAAAAGAAGGAGGAAAAAAAGAAGGGGAAAAUUGAAAACGACAACAGUGACGUCAAUGAGGGCUCAAAAGAGGUCGCUGGGGUCACACAAAAUGCACCCUUCUCCUUCCUCAUGUCACUGGAUGAUGAAGGCAAUCUUUCUGACACCGGCUCUGCACUCAGCUUUUCGGAAGUCAGCAUAUCUGCAGCCAGCAUCUCAUUCGCAGGGGCGCAGUGGCCCCUUGACCCCAGAGACCUCGGCAACUCCCAGGAGAACCCCACUACCCUGCACCUCACCCCGGGCCCAUGGCUCGUCCCCAGCCGCUAUAAACUCUCUCAGGUCUUAGAAAGAAACAGGUUGAGCCAACAUUCAAGGGGGCUGUGGUUCUGAAAAGCUUACUCUCUCUGAACUCUUUCUCUUCUACAUACACACACACACACACACACACGUCAGACACACCAUACACACGCAUGUCAUCUGGAGACCAGCACACCACCCAUUUUCCUGCCAGCCUUUCUCCACCUUGAAAUAAAACCCACGCCCGUGUUCACAUCUUUAAGAGCCGCGCGAUUCUAACCAGUGCCCAUGUCUGCAGUCCAGGUGAACUAAAAUGACCAUCACUAAGAGGCUGGUGAAACAAAAAGGAAAGAGCAUGCUGCCAUCAUGGGAUGCUUCUGAUUGGUUGCUAACCUACAAGGCAAAUCCAUUUGCGUGUAUGUAUUCAUAAGGUGUUCAUAGCAUGUACAAGUUCUUUUUUAAUCUUAUGUCAUUUUGACAUUUUUUUUUUAUUUUGAUAUUUUAUUUUCUUAUGAAUGCAUUAAGAUUCUAUAACAGAAAAAAAGAGGAAAGAAUUAUUUACAAUCCGUAUUAGCUGCUUGCUUUUCUGUGACCAGACUGUAACCCUCUCCCCCCACUGAGUGUGUCGAUCUAGCUGUUCGUGCUGGGGAAAGGACGGGAAAGAACUGUUUUAUUAUGAGGCUAGCGAGCCAUCUCAGACUUCUCCAGGUGCCUUCUGCUUCUUUAGCUGGUGUUUACCAAAAAAAAAAAAAAAAAAAAAAAGAAUCUAUAUAAUAUAAUACAAAAAAUUAUUAUUAAAUGAAGAAAAGAUUAAAUCAAGUAGCAAAGUAGAGAGUGUGCAAUUAAACAUUCUUCUGCCUCUUGAACUAUAAACCUUUUGCAAGACUCAGUACACAAGACAGAGGAAAAAAAAUAUAUAUAUACUGCACACAUUCUGCAACCGGUCAGCGAGUCAUUACAAGUGCCUCAUGUGAUAUUCCUUUACGAGAAACACUUAGACUUCUUUUAAGAUGUCGGUGUGAAUUCAGGAUCCCAGAGCUUUUGUUUCUCAUCUUUUCUCACGUUUUUUUUUUUUUUGUGUGUGUUUUAAGUCGGUGUUUCAGAGACGUCCCAGAUUCCCAUUUCAAAAUCGCAGAAGAAAAAGAAAUCAAACCGAAGGCCAAUAAGAUCCCAUUCGCACCGCCCUCCUCAAACUUGCAUCCAGAUUGCUGUUACCACAUCUGUCGCUCACUCCCCAGCUUCAUGUGUUGAUCCCUCGUUUCAGGAGAUUAAAAAAGGGCAUUUUGAUACUGGUCUUCUAUGCAUUUUGUAAGACUUACUGAUCAAAAUUGCGGAGGCGUUUCUCUAUUCUUUUCCUUUUUUUUCCUUUCUACCGAGGCCUAGAUUGGAAAUGUUAUGUACUUCUGAGCGCAGGCGGUUUGCUGGGAUGUGACUGGCAUGAAACAUAUGGGAAGACUUUCUGAGGUCAUCUAGUGUCAGACGUACUGCAGCACCAGCUUAUGCAUCUCUCUUUACCUCUGACUGUCUAAGCAAUAAGAGGCCAUCUUCCUGUUUUCUGUUUCGUUAUACACCCCGUAUCUUUAACAACCGACACCUCUAACCCCACCCCAACCCACCCCUCCCCCAAAGUAAUUUCACUUCAGAGAGUAAUUAAAUGAGUUGACUGAAUAAAGUUAUUUCAUAAUGCAUUUGUGAGAUUUAUAACACUGGUAGAGGCAUAGACAGGAUAUGUCCAUGUUAUUCAUACUGUCAUAAUAGCAUGUCUUAAACAUUUAUUGAGUUUAUAGACGUCCAAAUGAAUUAUAUAAGUCAGGUUUGACGAGCUAUUUAAGUUUAUUGACCUAAUGGAGACUUGAAACAGCCUAUGUGUACAUUUUUAAUUGGUUACCUUAAAAGGGCAAAAUGUUAAGACAGGAAAAUGUUAACGUCAAAUAACAAUUUUCAUGUCAGAGAGACAGUACUGUAGCAGACGCUUCUUGUAAAACUAGACUAUUGUACAUAAAGAAAAAUCCCACAAAAAAACUUGUAGAACAGAACAAUAUUAUAAAUCCUAGUCUGAUUUUCUCACUCGCCAACAUAUCAGAAAUACUAUAUGUAGCACAGAGUAUAAUAUCCUUCAAGGUAUGUUUACAACAACAACUUAUUAAUAUUAUUAUUAUUAUUAUUAUACCCUGGCACACAGAAACAGGUGACAAAAGUGCCAAAUUCUUCCGUGAUGUUUAAAAAAAUAUUGAAAAUGUUUCAAAGUUGCAUGACUGUUAGAUGUACGAGCAUCACGCUAUAGAAAUAUUUGUUUCAAAUUGUCCUGACCCGUUUUGGUUUUUCUUUCUCUUUUCCCUCUUUGUUAUAAUGUAAUGUGGUGAAAUGUGCAAUGCUUUUUAAGUGGCUCUCUUUCCCCUUAUUAAAACUUUUAAAUAAAAAUCUAGCAUGGUUAUACCCCUAGCGCAUUUUGCAGCCAAGUUACCAGGCUCCUUGCUUUAGCCCCCUCAGUCACUAUCAAACCAAGCUGAAAAGACAGCCACAGUGCCAAUGUUAUACGUAUGCAAUCCAGAUGAACAGCAGCAUGCCCAAUAACCACCAUGUCGGAGGUGUCUAUACCUGUCGACUUACUUCAGCCAGUAGCCCAUUAGAUGACGAAGUGUAAGUUUGAAGUAAAAACUAACAAAAAAAAUGUAAAAAAAAAAAAAAAAUAGAUAAAGAAAAUAACCUGAGGUUGUCUUACAAGAAGGAGCCAUAAUAUGAGCCAAUCAUUGUAUUUAACAAACGGUGCCAUGUUUUGAUACUAUAACUUCUGAGGUCAAGAUACUGCGCUAUCGAAACGCUAUUUAACGAUGUCAUCCUCGUUCCCUUUGGAGAAAGGAUAUAAGGCCUUUGUUCUUGUAUGUUUUUUUUUGUAAGUGAAAAUGUCUAAAAUGUGAAAGUUAUGGUUCAGCUUUGAAAUUUCAACUUGAAUUUAUUACAUUAGCCUUGUUAAGGAAUCAGCCAUUGUACAGAACAAUUAAAAAAAACCCACACACACACACACGUUGUUUUUCCUAGUAGACUAUAUGUUGUAGACAGUAGUUAGAGAAGUAGCAGGAGCGGCUGGACAGCUAGGAGAAAGAUGACUGAAGGAGAGGGCACGGCCGGCAGAGCAGCACAUUUCUGCGCCGCUUUUGAUUUCCACACUAGUCGCCACUCGAAACGGUCGCAGGUGUGUACAUGCUUUUGUACAUGCUUCCAGCAGCAUGCUGCUUGCAGUCGAACUGGACGUAUGCCACGCCCUUACGUGCGCAUGAUCUGCUGCUACGCCGCUUGCCACGUGUAGCUGCAACGAUUUAAUGCUUCUGGCUCAAACGCUGAAACAAAGCGCCGAGAUUAGGGAUCAAAUAAUCCUAUCAUGGAGAAAAGUACACUGUCACAGGGAUGUAUGGCAAGAAACAAAUUUAGAGUAAAUGAGCUUUUGGGGUUAUGAACAUAACCAUCCCGGAGUAGGGAUGCACCGAGAUUUUCACCCUCGCCUGCAAAAUAAAUGAAAUGGUGCUGAAAUAUUUUUGUUUUCACUUUUAAGACUGAACGCAACAACGGAUCAUUUGCAGACAAAGUUGUUGUUGUUGUGUUUGGCGAUGAGAAUUUAAUAAUCCAUUGCUGAUUUUACUGAUAGCCGAUCAGUUUUUUCAGUGUUGCCAGAUUAGCCUGGACCCCCCGCCCCUCUUCACAGUUUUUUUUUUUUUUUUUUUUAAGGACUCAAAAUAGUGUAUCCAGUCUGGAAACCCUGCAUUUUUUUUCCUGUUUUACAUCAUAUGCGUGCACUGUUUCACAUGCACCGUCGCUACAUUUUCCAGCACUACCAGAUCCGUACUGCACAUGCCAAUGAUGGAUACUUAUUUAUAUUUGCAUGUGUAUUAUGCAGUGCUGGUUUUUUUUAUGCUACCUGCUAUGCAAAUGAUCAUUGAUGUUAUUUCAUCAACAUGUACUGCUUAGUUUUAUUAUUAGUAGUAUUAAUACUAGAAAACAUAAAUAAAAAGGGGAGUUAGCAAUUUGUGCAAUGUUUGAGAAAGUAAACUGAUAUUUAAAAAAUAUAUAUCUGCCACUUGUUUUGAUCAGUCCAGUGUGCCCUAAAUUUUGGUCUCGGA
Silurus meridionalis is the source of this 8724-nucleotide messenger RNA. It is a transcript of the gene magixa, whose product is annotated as MAGI family member, X-linked a. Lineage: Eukaryota; Metazoa; Chordata; Actinopteri; Siluriformes; Siluridae. Gene Ontology annotation, cellular component: cytoplasm. The record is from RefSeq and is a predicted model, not a curated record. The transcript is spliced from 17 exons. Gene Ontology annotation, molecular function: protein binding. Gene Ontology annotation, biological process: signal transduction. Bases 815 to 4702 code for a protein of 1295 amino acids.